Molecule: messenger RNA, 997 nt
Organism: Suillus subalutaceus
Lineage: Eukaryota; Fungi; Basidiomycota; Agaricomycetes; Boletales; Suillaceae
Exons: 4
Coding region: 97-783 (228 amino acids)
Source: RefSeq, a predicted model, not a curated record
AUUGCCAUUGCCAACUGGACAGCGGCGAUUUGGCGCCCUGAGUGAAACUGGCUUUAUAACUCUAGUACUCAUCGUUCCCAGUCUUCUAAGGCAAACAUGUCGGACCCGGUCGCUUCCAAGUCUGGCUUCCUAUGCAUGUACAUGAAGAACCAUCCUGAUACAUUGGUUGCAUAUGUCAAAUAUUUCGGGAAAGUCGAGGGCAACGUGCUCACUGCUGAGAUGUCUGGCAUUGACUCCAAGGGUAUGACACUUGUGUAUAAGCUCAAGUCCGGACAAUCGAAUACGACCCGGGUGUCAUUCGAACCGCCGCUUUCAGGGUACGAGGAAGUCAAACCCCGGCUUCUGAGUAUGAAGGCAGAGGCUCAGGAGGGUCUUGGUAUGCUCAAAGCUCCACAAAUAACCACAUUCCAGAUUCCUCGCACGACUGCUGCCAUCACAGGAAUCGCGUUGUUCGCAUACUUCUAUUUCCUUUCGUCGCCACCGCCUGACACUACAUUCCUCUCCAUACCUGUCGCCACUAUGGAUGCAUUCUUCUCUCCAGCGCACGCGUUUAGAAACGCCACUGGUCUUGGUCUUUCCUUCCGAACCGCCUGCACAAUACUCUGCACCAUUCAUGGCGCUGAAACGCUUUAUACCUGGUCACUUUGCAGGCAAUAUGUUAAGGGUACUAUAGUGACGGCUGCUUAUGUUGGCUGUACGAUGAUAUUCGGAUACCCGAUGUGGACAGACCUCAAAAGACGCGUUCAACAGAAACGCAUUGAAAGCGUUAUGAAGGUUGAGUAAUCAACCUUCUGCACGCUUGCUUUCCGGGGUGAUUGUAUAUGUUUUUGUAUGAUGACAUCGAUGUACUUUAAUGUUUCGGGCGUUUAACUUGGGCCUGUAGUUGCGACAAUCGGUAUCUUUGUUUUCAGGAUUCAGGAUUCUCAAUGGGCUUCAAUUAACUUCGGCGCAUCACACUAGAACGAUCUUGCCUUGUGGGAAGAGCUGCCUUUGCAUU